UUUGAGGACGAGGUAGUUGACCCCUAUAUAGCUUUUAGGAAUUAUUCAUGACAGUUGUCCUGGGAACUUUAUCUCUCUCUGCUUCAGUGAGUUAAACUUAGCGGCACACCCAAGCAUCUAACUCAUCCACAUCGCUCACGCCAAGUGCUAGCUUUCCUUCGCAGAUUCUCCGCUCUCUGAAAUACCUUCUUUCCAAGCAACAGGCGAUAUGACGAGCCAUACCACCACUACCCAGCACACGGUGGUGACAGUGCAGCCUGGCACCACGACCUACACCAUCGGGCAGCAGAGGGACUGGAGCUCUGGCUUGUUCGAAUGCACCAAGGACAUGGGUGGAUGUCUGGUCACGUUCCUUUGCCCUUGCGUGACCCUGUGUCAGAUCUCGCAGAGGAUGGGAGAGGGUCUGGCUUAUGGAUGCUGCUGCGCCGACAUAGCGGCCUUCACACUCAGGGCUAAGCUUAGAACCGAGCAAAAUAUUCAGGGGAGCUUGUGCAAUGACGCCAUCCAUGUCAGCUGCUGUAUGCAUUGCGCGCUGUGUCAGAUGUCACGUGAGCUGGACCACGUGGGCAAAUAGAAAGUCCCCACAAAAAACCCGGUUAGGGUCGGCACGUCGUUUGAGUACAAAUUCGUCUAGAGGAAACAUUUCAUUUAGAGCUUUUUUCCGUUUUCUUUUUAUCGCAUAAAACUUCCCCACCCCCCACUCCCACGCUCUCUUUAUCUAGUCCCGUUCCCAGUCUCUCCACCGUCAUGCAGCAAAUAUCCAACGAGUUCUCCACCGAGUUCUAUAAAGUUUCUCUCUCCUGAGCCCUUUCCUCUACCCUUUCACUCUAUUUUUACAUAUUCAUUUGGACCUAGUUCUUCUCUUCAUGUGCAUCCUGUUGGCAAAUUUGUGUUGAAGAUGGUCGAACAAUAAAGGAUAAGUGAAACCCUGAAUAUUUAGCGUUAGGUUAAUAAUGGAAAAUAAUAUUCUCUUUUGUUAAUCAAGUAAUUAAACGUUACUAGAUCACGGCAAGAUGUACUUUUUGGCUUUUAUACUACUUGUACUGUUAAUUCAAUAUUUGUUAUGAAAUUGACACAAUACCUUUAA
Messenger RNA from Nematostella vectensis (starlet sea anemone), 1087 nucleotides. Its product is annotated as cornifelin homolog. The transcript is spliced from 4 exons. The record is from RefSeq and is a predicted model, not a curated record. Bases 209 to 574 code for a protein of 121 amino acids. Lineage: Eukaryota; Metazoa; Cnidaria; Anthozoa; Actiniaria; Edwardsiidae.